GGAUUUUAAAAGGCGCACGCUUUCCGAGGUCAAACACAAACAUACAAUUCGUGUAUUCAACGCUUUCACAAGCUUCAACACCUAAAGGUUUCAGUCUCGUUUCUGCCACCCAAAUACUCUCAACAUAAACACCAGAGAACUGUCAACAAGGUAUAUUGGUGGCUGGCAGAUAUAUGAUUGGUUGGCUUGCUUUUCAAAAUUGAACAUGGAGUAACGGGACCCAAUCGUUCAAGGACGUGAGCAAUUGGAGGAUCCCACCGGCCUGUGGAGCGUGGCGCACGCAGGCCGCUUUCCCCCUUUUGUUUUCAUAAAAGGUCCUUCCUUUUACUGGUGCAUGCGUAAUUCGCCGGCAAGACUCGUAGAAAGACGAGGGAAAGCGGAGAUGGUGAAUAGGUGGCGAUGGCGGAUCUCUGCGGGCUCGUCCGGGGAAUGUGCUGGGGUCCGCUUGCCACGAUCUUGCUGCAAAACCACUUAUAAAGUUGAGGAAGCGGAAACAGACGGGCAAAAAAGAGAGAGAGAGAAAAAAGGAUAGAAAGAUGGCGACGGCAGGUCUGUACAGGCGCGUCCUCCCUUCCCCUCCCGCCGUAGAAUUCGCCUCUCCGGAAGGAAAGCAACUCUUUUCUGAAGCGCUGUCCAACGGAACGAUGGAAGGGUUUUUCAAACUAAUUUCUUACUUCCAGACUCAGUCUGAGCCUGCAUACUGCGGUCUAGCAACCCUAGCAGUGGUCCUCAACACCCUUGGGAUCGAUCCCGGUCGGAAAUGGAAGGGGCCGUGGAGGUGGUUCGAUGAGUCCAUGUUGGAUUGCUGCGAACCUCUGGAAAAGAUUAAGGCGGAAGGGAUAACGUUUGGGAAGGUCAUGUGUUUAGCUCGGUGUGCGGGAGCAAAAGUUGUAGCGUUCCGUACGAACCAGACCUCGAUCAAUGACUUCCGGAAGCACGUCGUCUACUGCGCUUCUUCGGAGGAAUGUCACCUUAUAACUUCGUAUCACCGAGGGGCUUUUAAGCAGACGGGAACUGGUCAUUUUUCACCUAUUGGUGGAUAUCACUCUGGAAGAGAUAUGGUGCUUAUUCUGGAUGUUGCGCGCUUUAAGUAUCCUCCACAUUGGGUUCCACUUUCUCUUCUUUGGGAGGCCAUGGACACCAUUGAUGCAGCAACCGGGCAUCAUAGGGGGUUUAUGCUAGUCUCCAAGCUUCCCAGAGCACCAUCUCUGCUGUAUACGUUGAGCUGUACGCAUGACUGUUGGGUUGGCAUUACAAAAUACUUGUUUGAUGAAGUCCCUUCCCUUCUAAAGUCAGACGGUAUAAAUACAGUGCAGAAGGUCCUUUCAGUUAUUUUCACUUUCCUACCAUCCAGUAUAACACACUUCAUCAAGUGGAUAGCUGAGGUUAGAAGACAAGAAGGAGGGAAGACCAAAUUAAGUGAGGAGGAAAAGGGAAGACUCGCUCUUAAGGAAAUGGUAUUGGAACAGAUACUCGAGACGGAGCUAUUUAAGUGCGUUAUGGAAUGGCUGUCUACUGAGAACAAGUGCUGCACAAAAACUGUGUCUGGUUUGCACAGCACUCAAGAUUUGGCAGCAAGUGCUGCUAGUGUCUGUUGCCAAGGGACGGAAAUCUCGACAGGACUGCGAUCUGAAACUGGGCUCUUCUGUAAAGAAUUCAGUGUAGAAACCGUUGCACGUAACGGUGAAGGGCCAAGCAUAGUCGUCUCGAGUAAGAUUGCUGCUGGGAACUCUGUGCAAGGUUUAGAUUUGCUGGUUCCUUCGGCUGAGGCCAAAAACCACUCUUGUAGAGGCUAUUGUGCUGAAACAAGUCCAGCGAACGGCGAUGUCCUAACCAUCCUGCUUCUGGCGCUACCGCCUCAAACAUGGAACGGUCUCAAGGACACCGAGGUUUCAAAAAGAAUCCGCACAAUGGUUUCUACAGAAAAUCUUCCGCUCAUUCUCCAAGAGGAGGUGUUGCAUUUGACGCGGCAGUUGUGUCUUCUUAAAAGAUGCAAGGACAACAAGUUGGAUGAUGAUCUUGGUGAACCUGUGGUCUGACAGUUACUUAGUAGUUACUAGCAGGAGACCGAAGGGGACUAUAGAGGAUUAGAUAAUUCAAAACGCAAACUACCUUACCCAUCUGCAGACUGCAAUAACUAUCUGUUUCUUUACCUCAGGAAACUGGCACGAAGACUGGUUUUUUUGUCACAGAUACCUUGAAGUGGCAGAACUUACCUUGUAUCUUUAAUUGAUUUACUGCGUCCCAGAUGAUUGUAUCAAAGAUGCUGAUCAGAAACGCCCAAAUUUCCAGUA
Messenger RNA from Nymphaea colorata (pocket water lily), 2294 nucleotides. Its product is annotated as glutathione gamma-glutamylcysteinyltransferase 1-like. Gene Ontology annotation, biological process: detoxification of copper ion; response to metal ion; cellular detoxification of cadmium ion. The record is from RefSeq and is a predicted model, not a curated record. The coding region runs from base 537 to 2039 and encodes 500 amino acids. The transcript has 9 exons. Gene Ontology annotation, molecular function: glutathione gamma-glutamylcysteinyltransferase activity; metal ion binding. Lineage: Eukaryota; Viridiplantae; Streptophyta; Magnoliopsida; Nymphaeales; Nymphaeaceae.